GGCAUUCCUUAUUUUAACACGGCCUAAGCAUGAUAGGUCUCGUUAUUCUAUUUCGUAUGGUUUAGGAAAUGUGGAGGGAAUUGGGUUCAAGGACAAGCUCAGGCAUAUCAUUCUUUGUCAACUUUAAUGAUAGAUCGUUCGAGAGCACAACCAAGAAAAUAUUAGAAUAAAUCGUUAUUGCUCAUUUUAGAUACAGCACCGAAUGAACAAUUUAGCAUUGAAAUCUGCCAUCAUGAUUUCUUCCAAGUUACUUUUCAUUUCUGGGAUAUGGGGUGCGAUAGCGAGCUAUUUAGCAUAUCGGACGGCGUACUCACCAUUUGGAAGCUUGGAAUCUAUGAUAUAUGGUACUCCUGCUUUCACUUCUGCCUGCCUGUCGUUAUUGUCCCUGUGGAUCUUGACACUUCGACCAUCACCCCAUCGCGGUGUUUUGUCGGUCCUGCAUCACCUGUACUUUGCUAGCAUGUCGUACAUAAGAGGAAGGUAUCACCUUCGGGGACUAAAUGAAGGGUGGCAAAAUCCGCGUCGCGCUCAGGAAAGGUUUCUUAGAAGAAUUCUGAAAGAGAAUGGAGAUACCGACUAUGGACGAAAGUUAAAACUUAAGAACAUUACGAGCAUAGAUGAUUUCCGAAAAAGUCAUCCGUUAACGAACUACGAAGACUACAAACCCUACGUCGAGCGUGUUAUGGCUGGGGAGCGUGGCGUCAUGACCCAGGUGAUGCCGAAUGCAUUUAUUCAAACCUCCGGUACGACAGGUCCAUCAAAAUAUUUCCCACAGAGAGACCACAGGCAUAGCUUAAGAAGGAUGUUAGAUAUCACCUAUAGUAAUCUACAUCAUCUUUGUCCACGUCUGGGGCUACUCCAGAAGAAGUUAUUCCACUACGUCCAACCAAUCAUGUCGCGAACUAAAGGUGGUGGGAGUGUCAGGCCUGCUGUUUCAGUUUACGAAGAAGAUGGAUUCACAGAAGCCUUCCACACCACACCGCCUGCAGGUUUUUGCAUUCAAUCCUUCAACCAGGCAAAUUACAUCCAUCUCCUGUUUGGUCUCCUUGAUCAGAAUCUAGGCGCAAUUGGUAGCCUUUUUAUAGGUGGAAUUGACUCGAUGAUGAAGCAGUUGGAGCAAAGUUGGGAGGAAAUCGUCUGUGACAUCGAGUCCGGGACAAUCAAUGAAAAUGUGAAAUUCACCGAUGAUGGCAUCAAAUCAUCACUGGAGCAGGCGCUUGGCAAUGGUCACCCGGAGAGGGCGGGGGAGCUUAGACGCCAGUUCAUGAAAGGAUUUGACAGAAGUAUCAUCAGAAGGGUUUGGCCUAAUCUACAGGUGAUAUUUGCCAUAGAUAGUACUGGAAUCUGGCCGCAAUUCAAAACAAAAUAUGCCGAAGAUAUUCCACUAGUGAACUUCGGAUACGGAAAUUCAGAAGGGAUGUUUCUCGCGCAUUCCCCGUGGUUUCAUGAGGAUAACCGUAGCAUGGUUCCUUUUCCCAACUUGGCGUUCUUCGAAUUCAUCAGACUUAAAGACGCGAAAGAAAGUCAGCCUCGAACUUUUCUCAUCGACGAACUGGAGAUCGGAAAGGAGUACGAGAUCGUCUUUACCCAAGAUAGUGGUCUCUAUAGAUACAGGUUAGGGGAUGUUAUACGGAUAACCGGAUAUCACUACAAGUGCCCUACCUUCGAAUUUAUGUAUCGGAUGGGGUUGAUGCUGAACUUGCGCUAUGAGAAGAUGAACCAGGUUGUUCUCAAGGAGGGCCUUCAAUCGGCUGUUGGGCAGUUCAAUUGCAUUAGACUAGUCGAUUACGCAGUGGCUGAAAGCACAAUCAUUCCUGCUUCAUCCUCAGCCUUCGAAGGGAGUGAAGACAUGCCGUAUUAUGUGAUGUUCUUAGAACUACGCCAGGAAGAACACAUUGAAAAUAAAGAGAGCAAGUUUGUGGAUGCUGAUCAGAUCAAAACUCCGAUCGACAAUGAGCUGCGGGCACGGAACAGCGACUACCAUCGGCUUAGAAGAGAAGGGUCAAUUUCACACCCUCGUGUUCAUCUCAUGAAGCAUGGCACAUUUGAUGAUUUGAAGCAAUACGUGGUGACAACUACCAACACGACUGCGAACCAGUACAAAGUGCCUCGGAGAAUCCGCACUCUUGAUACUCUCAACUUCAUGUAUGAUCAUGUUUGUUAGAAGGUACCACGACAUUUGCUCCUGCAACAUUAAUUUUGAUCGGGUCUUGAUAUCUCAGAGGGCAUAGGUUAGGAUUUUUGGUUCAGAUUAAUGUUAAGAUAAGGAUUACAUGUAGGGUUUAUUUAGUUUUAAAGGUCAGGUUUCAUGUUUGGCUUAAUGUGCAAAUUUUCCUUCAGAGCAACGGUCUCCGGAUCAAAUGUCAUGGAGCCCGUCAUAGGCCUACCAAAAGGUACUAUUAUCAUGUCACACACUUGAUCUUCAUGCAUACUUCACAUAUGUUAAUUGAUCCAGAAAUAUGAACACUUUUUUCAAAGUUUACAUUCUAAAAAAAAUUGGGUAUAAGUGCUCCAUGAGAAUCAUGUGUCCAACCGACACUGGGCAUUUCUUUUGGGCAUUUUUAUUCAUCCAGUGUGAUGAACAUUUUGACCAUUCUAGAGUAAUUGCUGCUUAUUUUAAACCUUACUGGACGAUAUGCUUCCCGCAUUGGGUGAGGUAAAAUACUGCCCUAAAUUGGUUGGACUCAUAAUUACCCUCGUGGUGGUAAAAACUCUACCUAAUAUUUUUCACAGUGUAAUAGCGGGCUACACUUGCUAUAAUUUUUUUUAAAGAAUGGUUACAAAUACAUCAGGUAAUACAAUGCAGCUUAGCCAAUCAAACAGCAGUUAAGAUUCGUGAUUUCUGAUCAUGCAAUGAAAAGGCAACUAUUGUGGAGGCGCCGCACAGUGGGCCGGGGCGAAACAAAAGUGCGCCAAAAGUAAUUUUUGGCAAUUUCAGAUUUUUAAUUUCUGUCAUGCCCAGUUGAAAGACAACACUUUGAAGAAUACUUCAGCAAAAUAUUUCAUUCGGGAAUUUGCAUAAAGGUUGUAAAUUUCCUACCUCAAAUCGUAAAAUGUGACAAUUAGCGAAAUGCUGCGUAUAUGACAACUUAGUUGAAAAACAGGCCAUUUCACAGGAGGUUUUCAUGUAGGAAUCUAAAAUGGCUCCCACAUAAUCCUGAUAUAUUCUGUUUUCGUGUGAUAGGGUUCAAAGUAGAUAAAAGACACCUUUCAGGAGGUUUAUAGGAUAAUCAUUCCUCGAAAUAGGCUGAUAAUCCAUGUUUUUUGCAUUUACAUAAGUAACGUUUGGAUUUCCGUGGAUUUCCGUCUAAAUUCUAUCAGCAUCAUUUCCCCGAUGUCUAAGCUUUAAGUCGAAACCAAAUUUAGCUGCCCGUUUUCAUGUUAGAGCCGAUUUUACUUGACACAUCACCCCAAAACAAUCAUUUUUAUACCGCGCAGUCAUCGCAGCGCACCGUGUGGGGUGUACAUUCCCAGGUAACAAUACAGCGUUGGACCAACGUUGGAUCAACGUUGGGAAUUUUUUUCCCAACGUUGCCUCAACGUUGGCAGGCCAACGUUGCAUCAUCGAUAGAAGUGCACGCGCAUACAUCGUCAGACCAACAACAUUUCCAACGUUAGUUCAACGUUGUCCAGCAACAAUGUUUCAACGUUGUCUGGCAACGUUGAUCCAAUGUUGGCUAAAUAGUCAAAUACAACAUUGCUACAACGUUGGUAAGCAACGUUGUAUCAUCGAUAGAAGUGCACGUCCAUACAUCGUCAGACCAACAACAUUUCCAACGUCAGUUCAACGUUGUCCACCAUCAAUGCUCCAACGUUGGUAUAAUGUCGGCUGAGUCAUCAAUAACAGCGUUGCUGCAACGUUGAUGGGCAACGUUGAAGCAGCGAUGGACGUGCACUUGCAUACAUCGUCAGUCCAACUAUGUUUACAGCGUUGGUUCAACGCUGUCCAGCAACAAUGCUCCAACGUUGUCUGGCAACAUUGUUACAACGUUGUCACAACGUUGCUCCAACGUUAUUCCAACGUAUGGCAGUAAUUAACAAAACAUUAAUUGGUUUCAAGGUGAAGUCCACCAUUACAACUCUACACUCAAAUCUUUAUCAUCAUAUGUCUUAUCCUAUCCUAAAAUCCUACAUCCUAAUCCUAUAUCCUAUUCCUAUCAUCCUACACCUAUCCACUGUAACCUGUCAUUGACUCCUAUAUAUAGAGCAACUUUGCUAUACUUGGCAGAAUACAGUUAAUAUCAUUUUCCACACUUAACCUUGAAUAUUUCACUUAGAAUAAUAUGUUUUGAUUAUAUAUGAUAUGGUAAUGGAGCCACAUACUUUUCUGAAACUUUUCAUGGUGGAAAUAUUGAAUAAACAUAAAUACUCUAAUUAUUAUAGCAAUAUUACCUAAAAUUUUGGUCAUUUACUGAUGUAAUGAAUAUUCAUGAGUGCAUAAUCAUUGACCAGAUGAGGCAGGUAUGGCAGCGUUGGUCCAAUGUUGGUCCAACGUUGGGUGACGUUGAUCCAACGUUGGUAUAAUGUUGGUCCAAUGUUGAUGGAAAGUUGAUUCAACUUUAGUCCAAUGUUAGUCCAACGUUGGCGUAAACGUUGAUUCAAUGUUUGUCUAAUAUCGGUUAAAUGUUGUUGUAACGUUGAUUCUUUGUUGGUCUAAUUCUAAACAAAUCCAACGAUGCGCCAUCUCCAUCAAACAGUUUUCAACACUGUGCCAUCAUCAUCUGUAAUCUGUUCAUGAUUCUAUCAAAAAACAUUACAACUAUUAUUACAGCUAUUCAUUUCUUUUCAUUCUUUCUGUUACAAGUCUCUUCACAUAAUUAAGAGAAAUCAAGAUAAUUAUGUGUGAUAUUUAUUGAGGCCUUUGUAGCAUUCAAACUUUUUUGACAUCCUCUUUUUCUCAAACAAGACUAAUACCAAAAAAACAUAUGCAUAUGUAAUAAAAAUUAAGAUGUAUUAC
Lytechinus pictus (painted urchin) is the source of this 4957-nucleotide messenger RNA. RefSeq lists its product as uncharacterized. Lineage: Eukaryota; Metazoa; Echinodermata; Echinoidea; Temnopleuroida; Toxopneustidae. The transcript has 7 exons. Gene Ontology annotation, cellular component: cytoplasm. The coding region runs from base 203 to 2164 and encodes 653 amino acids. The record is from RefSeq and is a predicted model, not a curated record. Gene Ontology annotation, molecular function: acid-amino acid ligase activity.